AUUUUGCGCGACAUUUCUUUGUGGUGCAGGUGAAGGAUCUUAUGAAGAAGAAAGAAGAACUUCCAGUUUGCAAGGAAGGAGAUCUAAUCAUGGAUCAGCUGGUUGAGCUAACUAGUAAAGGUUGUGGAUGUCUUCUUGUUAUAGAUGAUGGCUAUCAUCUGCUAGGUACAUUUACGGAUGGUGAUUUACGGCGUACAUUGAAAGCUAGUGGUGAAGGGAUCUUCAAGCUUUCAGUCGGAGAAAUGUGUAACAGGAACCCAAGGACAAUUGGUCCUGAUGCAAUGGCAGUCGAUGCAAUGCAGAAGAUGGAGUCUCCACCAUCCCCAGUACAGUUUUUGCCUGUAACCAGUGAUGAUAAUGUUUUGAUUGGUAUCGUUACAUUGCAUGACUUGGUCUCAGCUGGCUUGUGAUUGUUGAAAGUGUGCUAUGUUUGUAUUGCAAUAAUUCUUUGUAUUCUUUCCCAAAACGGUGUUGGGAGUUGCUAUAGAUAUUCUUUAGAUGGUUCUGUAUGAUGAAGAAUAUGAAUGUAUUAACUAUGAUCUUCCUCCUCAAAAUUGCUCGCGUUUGGCUCCA
Messenger RNA from Olea europaea var. sylvestris, 573 nucleotides. Its product is annotated as probable arabinose 5-phosphate isomerase. Lineage: Eukaryota; Viridiplantae; Streptophyta; Magnoliopsida; Lamiales; Oleaceae. The record is from RefSeq and is a predicted model, not a curated record. Bases 42 to 410 code for a protein of 122 amino acids. The transcript is spliced from 2 exons.